Molecule: messenger RNA, 3214 nt
Organism: Pseudoliparis swirei
Lineage: Eukaryota; Metazoa; Chordata; Actinopteri; Perciformes; Liparidae
Gene: zdhhc17
Product: zinc finger DHHC-type palmitoyltransferase 17
Biological process (GO): protein palmitoylation
Cellular component (GO): Golgi membrane
Molecular function (GO): palmitoyltransferase activity; protein binding
Source: RefSeq, a predicted model, not a curated record
ACGUGUUCUCCUCCCAGACAAGGACAUCUGUCCAUGGUGGUGCAGCUCAUAAAAUACGGCGCCGACCCGUCUCUGAUCGACGGCGAGGGAUGCAGCUGCGGACACCUGGCCGCGCAGUUCGGCCACACCUCCAUCGUGGCCUACCUGAUCGCUAAGGGACAGGAUGUGGACAUGAUGGACCAGAACGGCAUGACUCCUCUGAUGUGGGCGGCGUACAGGACUGGUGUGGAUCCCACCCGGCUGCUCCUGACCUUCAACGUGUCGGUGAACCUGGGAGACAAAUACCACAAGAACACGGCGCUGCACUGGGCCGUGCUGGCCGGCAACACCACGGUGAUCAGCCUGCUGCUGGACGCCAACGCCAACGUGGACGCUCAGAACAUCAAGGGGGAAACCCCGCUGGACCUGGCAAAGCAGAGGAAGAACGUGUGGAUGAUCAACCACCUGCAGGAGGCGUGGCAGGCCAAAGGUCACGACAGCCCGUCAUACCUGAAGAGACUCAAGAUGGACAAGGCAUUCAGGCAGAAGGUGAUGCUGGCCACGCCCUUCCUGGUCAUCUGGCUGGUCGGCUUCAUCGCUGACCUGAGCGAUAAACUUUCUAGCUGAUCAAGGCUGAUGUACGCCGGCGUCUGGGUCACCGUGCAGUGCCUCUCCAAGUAGGUCCACCACAGGGCCCGCCACUCCAUUUUGGUAGCUCUCCCUCUGGGAAUCUACCUGGCCACCAAGUUCUGGAUGUACGCCACCUGGUUCUACUGGUUCUGGAACGAUCUCCCCUUCGCCACCGUCCACCUGCCCUUCCUCCUGAACACCGUGGCGCUGUUCUACAACUUUGGAAAGUCCUGGAAGUCCGACCCGGGAAUCAUCAAGGCGUCGGAGGAGCAGAAGAAAAAGACCAUCGUGGAGCUGGCGGAGACGGGCAGCCUGGAUCUGAGCAUCUUCUGCAGCACCUGCUUGAUACGGAAGCCCAUCAGGUCCAAACACUUUCGCGUGUGCAGCUUGGCGAUCAUGGGGUUAAGCCACCACUGCCCCUGGGUGGGCAACUGUGUGGGAAGUGGGAACCACCGCUACUUCAUGGGCUACCUGUUCUUCCUGCUCUGCAUGAUCUGCUGGAUGAUCUACGGCUGCAUCUGCUACUGGAGGAUCCACUGCUCCACCAGCUACGCCAAGGACGGCUUCUGGCUGUACCUGACCCAGAUCGCCUCCUGCUCCCCGUGGAUGUUCUGGAUGUUCCUCAACAGCACCUUCCACUUCAUGUGGGUGGCGGUGCUCAUCAUGUGUCAGCUCUACCAGAUCGCAGCUCUGGGCAUCACCACCAACGAGAGGAUGAACGCUCGGCGGUACAAACACUUUAAGGUCACGGCCACGUCCAUCGAGAGCCCCUUCAACCACGGCUGCAUCAGGAACCUGAUAGACUUCUUUGAGGUCCGGUGCUGCGGUCUGAUCCGGCCCGUGUCGGUGGACUGGACCACGCAGUACACAAUAGAGUACGACCAGACGUCGGGCUCGGGCUACCAGCUGGUGUAGAGGAGCAGGGGGCCUCAGAGGGAGGGGCCUCAGAGGGAGGACCCGCCGCCCCCCCGCCGGCCUCCACAUCCAAGCGCUGCUUCUCCAGAGCUCAUCUCCCACCAAUCAAAAGACUUUGAAAUAAUCAGCCAGGACUCGCAUGCUGUUGCAGGGCAAUGCCCCCCCCCCUCCACCUUUACUACUAUCACUACUCUACAGCAGCGGCCCUCCACCUCGCCUCCUCCGCCCUUUUGGACGGUGCGUUGCUGCCAGAGAGGAGAGAGGCCAGCGGACCGGAGGAGUUUCAAAAUAAAAGCAUUUCAGUUUGGACCGGAGACGCGGCGUUGCAGUAUAGCUCCUCCCCCUUCAUAUCCUUAUUUAUGUGCCCUGUAUGUAUAUUAUUUUUUGUACGGAUUGGUUCAGGACGUCUGUGAAAGUGGCCCGGGAGGCGGAGCGAGUAAUUUAAAUAGUUUUAAUCAUGAGUACGAUAGAGAUAAGGGAAUGUCUUCUUUUUUAAAGUCUUGAUUUUGCACCAACGCGGAGCAGGAAGUCGCUCCGAUGUGAUACCGCUAUAUUUAUUAGAUCAAGUAACUACGUGCUAGCGCCACCAUUUUUACAUUUGGUAUCAUUUCAUUUGUUAUGAGACGAGGACCUCCAGGACGCGUUUACAGGAAGCUUCAUUCCACGUUGCACUGAUGAUUUAUUUGUCGUAUUUUUUUCUGUUACUGAACACGAGGCAGGAAGGGGAGGAGUCACUUCUGGCCCCGUCGGCAGCCUGAAGCGCCUGUACAUAAACUGUCUUUCUCUGUAUAUUUUUCUUUCGUCCGUGUUAGUUGAAGAAGCUCCUCUUGAAGAGGAUCAGUGACUCCACUGCUGUCUAGGCUCCUCCCCCUCCCCCCGAGGACUCUACUGCAUGUACGACGGGCCCUCGUGUCCCCGCCCCCCCCCCUGGCCGUCGCCAUGGUGACCGCCAGGGGCCUGUAUAUAGUGACUGUGCUUUGUGUUCAUUGGUCUGUGUUUGUGUGAGUGGAGCGUCUCUUCAGGGUGUGAUAUAUGGAACGACCCGCUUUGUUCUACCACUGGAUGUACAGAGUAGAGACACCAGGGGGCGGGGCCAGAGGAGCAGAGGGGUGGGGCCAGAGGACUACCCGGAAGAGGGGCAGGGCCAGAAGGGGUGGGGCCAGAGGACCAACAGUGAGAGGGGCGGGGCCAGAAGACUACCUGGGAGAAGUGGCAGGGCCAGAGGACUAACGGGAAGAGGGGCGGGGCCAGAGGAAUAGAAGGGUGGGGCCAGAUGACUAGAGGGGCGGGGCCAGAGGAAUAGAAGGGUGGGGCCAGAGGACAGUCAGAUGGGUGGGGCCAGAGGAAUAAGGGGGGAGGGGCCUCGUGUUUGCGUCUUCAUCAGGAGGGUCCGUGUUUCCUUCAUCUUGCUAAACAACAACUUAUUUACUUUCUGCCCUGCAAAAACAACACGCAGCCCAAAGGUCAAAGGUCGCGACUUCAUAUCUAACCAGUAAAUACCCACUGGUGUUCUACGUGACGGAGGCUGGUGGUGGCGUUGGGGGCGUGGUCAUAAGUCUCAUGGGGAUCAUCACAUCAACAUAAAGCACACGUCCUCAGAGCCUCUGCACACGGCACUAACGCUUCAGAUGUAAACACAUGGGCAUGGUUCACUUUUAAUGGCUUUCAUAAUAAAAUGCAGUCAAAUGUG